UUGAGCAGACACUCGGAGGCGCGGGAUCUCCUCCGCGGAAACCUGCGGCAUUUCCUCAGGGAGCCAGACGCGAAGGUAAGGAAGGCGGUUUGGGAGAGCCUGACUUGCAGCCAAGCUCUGACCCUUCAGCAAUGGACAGCAGCUACCUCAGCGUGAAGGAGGCCGGGGUGAAAGUGCCCCAGGACAGGGCCAGCACGGACCUCCCCAGCCCCAUGGACAAGGCCGACUCGGAGAGCAACAAGGGCAAAAAGCGGAGGAACCGCACCACCUUCACAAGUUACCAGCUGGAGGAGCUGGAGAAGGUCUUCCAGAAGACCCACUAUCCCGAUGUCUAUGCCAGGGAGCAGCUAGCCAUGAGGACAGACCUCACCGAGGCUCGUGUACAGGUGUGGUUUCAGAACCGGCGAGCAAAAUGGCGCAAGCGGGAGCGGUUCGGUCAGAUGCAGCAGGUCCGGACCCACUUCUCCACCGCCUACGAGCUGCCCCUGCUCACCCGUGCUGAGAACUACGCCCAGAUCCAGAACCCCUCCUGGAUUGGCAACAACGGAGCCGCCUCCCCCGUGCCCGCCUGCGUCGUCCCCUGCGAGACGGUGCCCUCCUGCAUGUCCCCCCACGGCCACCCCCACGCGGCCGGCGGCGUCUCCGAGUUCCUUGGGGUCUCCGGGCCCGGCAGCCACGUGGGACAGACUCACAUGGGUGGCCUCUUCGGCACAGCCGGCAUGAGCCCCAGCCUCAAUGGCUACGAGCUGAACAGCGAGCCGGACCGCAAGACCUCCAGCAUCGCUGCCCUGAGGAUGAAAGCGAAGGAGCACAGCGCGGCGAUCUCCUGGGCGACAUGACAGGGCUGCAGCCCAGCGCCCGCCAGACUCGGAGAGAGCACACGGGGACAGCCCAGCAAAUCCAGCCGCUUGGACUCCGGACAGCAGUUGCCUCCUCGGGGAUCUGAAUGCAGCACUUUUAGCUACCCUAGGCGUAUAAAGUACAUAUGUUAAUGUAAGUGGAGUGUUUCCGGCAUGAACGUGGCAGCUCCCGGCUUCCUGGGAUCAGGCAGGGAGAGGGAGGCUGUGGAGCAGCACCUCUUCCAUCAAGAUCUGGGAUGGGAUGCAUCCCUUCCCGCUGCCACCUCCCCGAUAACCUGGGCAUUUUUUUCCUCCCUCUAUUUUAUCUGACACCAGCUCUGCUGUUCCAGAGAGCAAGAGCCCACUGGCCUUCCAGCAGCUUCUCCCAUCCCACUACCCACCCACACACACUCACACACGCAUAUUCUGCCCUGGGCAGGGACUGGAUGGGGACUCUGGCGCCAGCAAAGAGAUUCUCUCACACUGCAAACAUCAUUUUAGCAGGAGCUAUGGCUUCCCACAGCUGAGCGAGGAACAGGGCUGGGAAGAUAACCAGAACCAGAAAAAAGGCAACAUUAGCCCACCUCCUUCUACCCUGCUCCCUCUCCAUGUUGUACUCUGAGAUGCAGCACAGAGCUGUAGAAGUCUGUGGAGGGGAUGCCCCUCUCGAUGUUAUCAUGCCGAGCGUCUUUGCCAGCCCUCUGGUGACCCAGAUGGAGAUAGACCUCAGCAAACAAAAGCUUUCCAGCGUGGCUCAGUGCCCCAGGGAGUGCCUGGGCUUUGCUUUCCCUGGUUGUGGUCUAUGUAGGGGCUCACAAGCAUGGUGGUACAGGAAAAGAUUUCCUCUGUCUUUCACUGGGUCAGGAAUUAUUAACUUCAAUUUAGAGACAGCAGCUCUGGCAGGGAAGCACAAUUGCUGUAUAAAACUUCAAGUCCCCAGUCCUGCUCUAAGAAAGAGCUCGAGCACUAGCACACAGCCACAGUGACACAAGGCCAUCGAAUUCCUCACACACCUCAUCCUGGGCUCAGACGUGUGCAAUGGCAGGCCCUCCCUCGGCCCUCGACCCCAAUGCCCUGUUGCACACAAUGGCUGUGGGCAUCUCUGCACCAGGGACAGCCAAGGGAACAGGCUGGGAAGGGGCCCAAGAGAGGACAAGGUGAUGCUGCCCCAUUCCAGCCACCUCAGAUCCUCUUCACUUUGCAGAGGAAGCAGAAGAAACCAGAACUUGUCUGGUUUGUGUGAACCAACAUGCCUCUCUGCUUUUCCCUCCCAGUGCUCUUACCUGUGCAGAGCUGUUAAGUAAGAUCUCCUUUGCAAGGCUAAAUACUUUACAAGUUUUUCUGUGAUGAUAGUGCAUGGAAUAAUGAAUAAUUACCCCACAUCAUUACACCAC
Messenger RNA from Cyanistes caeruleus (blue tit), 2233 nucleotides. Lineage: Eukaryota; Metazoa; Chordata; Aves; Passeriformes; Paridae. The record is from RefSeq and is a predicted model, not a curated record.